AUGCAAUUGACAGUCGUUGACAUAUGUUUGCGGUGUCUUGCCUCUUCCACCAUGAAUAAUGAAAGAAGUCUCUCCACUGGCCCGCACUUCGCCUUGACCACGGACUCGAUAUUUCUCGAACCUCACCGGCACUCCAAGCCUUUCGAGGACCGCUUUGAUGACUCUCACAGCGUCAGGAAGCGCUACCUCGUUCUCGUGAACGGCAGCCAGAACAACACCGGUAGCAUGGGGAAACAGACCAGCAGCUCGACCCAGGCUGGAGUGGCAAACGACUUCGGCCAUCAAAUCACGAACAUUCUGAUCUCCGUUUCUCGUGCUCGUGCGUGGUGCGAUAUGAGCAAGGAUUGCCCCAUAUUCAGACAUGACAGCGACCGCGGUGCAACCAUUGAGUCCUUCUGUUGCAAGGAACUGCAAGUUAGCGGACCAGGGACCGGAUCUGACUUCGUUAAUUGGAACGAAGACCGUGUCAUUUCUGUGUCGAAUCUGUUGAAGAGUGACUGCCAUCUUGUCUCUGUGUAG
Cercospora beticola is the source of this 519-nucleotide messenger RNA. RefSeq lists its product as uncharacterized. NCBI's taxonomy places the organism in Eukaryota, Fungi, Ascomycota, Dothideomycetes, Mycosphaerellales, Mycosphaerellaceae. The record is from RefSeq and is a predicted model, not a curated record.